AUGGACAUCAGCAGCGAGGCAAAGGUGGACUCGUUCUCGAUCGGGCCCUCCACGGUGGUGGGGCGGACGAUCGCCCUCCGGGUCCUCCUCUGCAGCUCCGUCUCGCACCUCCGCCACCAGCUAUUCCGGCUCCUGAGCGUCUGGCUCGCCGCAACUAAGGACGUCGUGCUCCCGGUCCUCUCCUGGUUCCACCCCCGGAACGCGCAGGGCAUCCUCGUCAUGGUCACCCUCGUCGCCUUCCUCCUCAAGCGGUUCACCAACGUGCGCGCGCGCGCCGAGUCGGCUUACCGGCGCAAGUUCUGGCGCAACAUGAUGCGCAGCGCGCUGACCUACGAGGAGUGGGGCCACGCCGCCAAGAUGCUCGACAAGGAGCAGCCCAAGACGAACGAGGCCGACCUCUACGACGAGGAGCUGGUGCGCAACAAGCUCCAGGAGCUGCGCCAGCGCCGCCAGGAGGGCUCCCUCAGGGACAUCGUCUUCUGCAUGCGCGCCGAUCUCUUCAGGAACCUCGGCAACAUGUGCAACCCCCAGCUCCACAAGGGCCGCCUCCAGGUGCGCUUCCCGAACAUCGGUUUGCGGAGCCUGCUGGCCUUCCCGAUUUGUUUGUUCAUUCCUGUUCUUCAUCCACCCUCCAAAAACAAAAAAAAAGAAACCCAGAGACCUGCGGAUUGAUUGAGUGGCUUGUUUCCCGGUUACUGAUGGUGGACCGGCGUGGGGUACCAAAUUUCUCAGGUGCCGAAGCUCAUCAAGGAGUACAUCGACGAGGUCUCUGCGCAGCUGAAGAUCAUCUGCAACUCGGACUCGGAGGAGCUGCUGCUGGAGGAGAAGCUCGCGUUCAUGCACGAGACCCGGCACGCGUUCGGGCGGACGGCGCUGCUGCUCAGCGGCGGCGCGUCCCUGGGGGCCUUCCACGUGGGCGUGGUGAGGACGCUGGUGGAGAACAAGCUCCUGCCCCGGAUAAUCGCCGGCUCGAGCGUGGGGUCGAUCAUGUGCGCCGUCGUGGCCACGCGGUCGUGGCCGGAGCUAGAGAGCUUCUUCGAGGACUCGUGGCACUCACUGCAAUUCUUCGACCAGCUGGGCGGAAUCUUCACGGUAGUGAGGCGGGUGAUGACGCAGGGGGCGCUCCACGAGAUCCGCCACCUGCAGAUGCUCCUGAGGAAUCUCACCAGCAACCUCACAUUCCAGGAGGCCUACGACAUGACGGGCCGCAUCCUCGGGGUCACCGUCUGCUCCCCGAGGAAGCACGAGCCGCCUCGGUGCCUCAACUACCUGACCUCGCCCAACGUGGUCAUCUGGAGCGCCGUCACCGCCUCCUGCGCGUUCCCCGGCCUGUUCGAGGCGCAGGAGCUCAUGGCCAAGGACAGAGCCGGUAACUUGGUUCCCUUCCUCGCCCCCUUCCUGGCGGGGCCCGGGGAGGCCCCCCGCCGCUCCUCGGCUCGCCGGUGGCGGGACGGGAGCCUGGAGAGCGAUCUGCCCAUGAUCCAGCUGAAGGAGCUCUUCAGUGUCAACCACUUCAUCGUCAGCCAGGCGAAUCCGCACAUCGCGCCUCUCCUGAGACUGAAGGAGCUUGUCAGAGCCUACGGGGGGGACUUCGCCGCCAAGGUAUAACCCAGCCAUUUUGAUGAAUUUACCAUGUUCUGUUUGCUGAUCGCCCACAUCAUCAUUGCCCCCUCAUCUGUGCAUUGCAUAUAUAUUCUACAGCUCGCCCAUCUUGCGGAGAUGGAAGUGAAGCACAGGUGCAACCAGAUUCUGGAGCUAGGGUUCCCUCUCGGAGGGCUCGCCAAGCUCUUCGCGCAGGAAUGGGAGGGGGACGUUACGGUGGUGAUGCCGGCCACCCUUGCUCAGGUACGGACGACCGUCUGACCUUGUGGGGACGCGCUUCCGUCCUCACUUCGGUGCGGUUCUUACAUCUACUGUGUCACCUGAUGGGGACUGUUUCUUUUGUGGGCCGCACCGCCAGUAUUCGAAGAUCAUUCGGAACCCAUCUCAUGUGGAGCUCCAGAAGGCGGCUAAUCAGGGAAGGCGCUGCACUUGGGAGAAGCUGUCGGCGAUAAAGGCCAACUGCGCCAUCGAGCUCGCUCUGGACGAGUGCGUCGCCGUCCUCAACCACAUGCGCCGGCUCAAGAGGAGCGCCGAGAGGGCGGCGGCAGCGUCGCAGGGGGUCGCCACCGCUGCCAGGUUUAGCGCGUCGAAGAGGAUCCCCUCGUGGAAUCGGAUCGCCCGAGAGAACUCGUCCGGCUCCCUCGAGGACUACGCCGUAGUGGACUUUGCAGCAUCCCAUCAGGGCAGUGCCGCCCACGCCGGUGGCACCUCGGGAAGCGCCGUCCGCCCCCAGCACGGCGUGCACGACGGCAGCGACAGUGAAUCGGACAGCGGCGAUCUAGGGUCUUGGACGAGGUCUGGCGGGCCUCUGAUGAGGACAUCUUCGGCGAACAAGUUCAUCACCUUCGUUCAGAGUCUGGGAGCGCGGGAGGACGCCGCCGAGAGCCAUGACGCGGCCCAACAUUCGGUCUCCUUUACCAUCCAAGGAUUAGCGGCCGGCGGGGAGCCGCACCACGACGGCGGCCUCAGGGUGACGACGCCGGACGGAGGAGACUCGGAGAACAAUGGUGGGGAGUCCGACUGCAGAAGAGACGCCGCAACGACUCCCACCAGCAUCGUAGUCUCGGAAGGGGACUUGCUGCAGCCCGGGAGGAUUCCCAACGGCUUCGUCUUAAGUGUCGUGCGGAAAGAGGUUCUCACUCUCACGAACCGGGGCAACGAGAGCGGCGCCGAUUCCUCCUAUCCCUGUUCUGCGGGGGCCGUCACGGCUGACUGCGUGCAGAUUGAGAACUUCGGUCCCGACGCCGCCUCCGACACCGACGAGGACGAGGACGGCGGGGCGGCUGCCGGGCCAGGAGGGACGGAAUAUCCUUCUGCGGGCAAUUGGAGCAGUGGUUAA
This is a messenger RNA of Spirodela intermedia, 2941 nucleotides long. The record is from the annotation of a GenBank genome assembly. NCBI's taxonomy places the organism in Eukaryota, Viridiplantae, Streptophyta, Magnoliopsida, Alismatales, Araceae.